This is a messenger RNA of Boeremia exigua, 2395 nucleotides long. RefSeq lists its product as uncharacterized. The transcript is spliced from 5 exons. Bases 197 to 2395 code for a protein of 732 amino acids. Lineage: Eukaryota; Fungi; Ascomycota; Dothideomycetes; Pleosporales; Didymellaceae. The record is from RefSeq and is a predicted model, not a curated record.
GGCGGGAGUACUUCGUAUAUGAGGAGAGGAGUGAAGGGGUACCUGAGGCGGCAUCUGAUAUCGGUUUAUUGCGACUGCUGGCUGCUUCUGUCCCGUCGACAGGCUGGUUGUAUUCAAGGCUGCUGGUUGCAUCGUUUCAUCUCGUCGCUUUUCUCUUUCGUCCAGUUGCUUUCGCGUAGGGGUUACGUUGCUGAAGAUGCGUGGACUCAAUCUGCCGCACGCGGUGCUUCUCGCUGCUUGUGCUGGCUCCACAGCGGCUGCGGUGGGGAGUGGGCAUCGCGUGCUGCACGCUGCAACGCGGCGAUCAGAUGUGUCGAAGCGCGAUAUGAAGAUCGCGCAGAAGUUUGAGGCGGAGGUUGUGUAUGUCGGAGAAGAAAAUGGGUGGGAUGGCAGAGAAACUUUCGCAUCGUCUGUCAAGGUCGGGUCGAGAAAGCCGAUCCUGUGUCUGGAGGAGAUUGAGCAUCUUCUUGAGGAUGUGCAGUGUGGAAAUGGUGGGAUGAUGCUGCAUUUCGUCGAUGAGUCGGCUGCACGGGAUGCAAGAGCGGCAGCCCAUGGUGGACAUGGCGGCAUGGGCGGGCUGAUCAUCACGUCGCAUCACAGCUGCAACAGGGACGGCGAGCGGGCGGUUUACAAGGUGGACGACGUGUCUUUCGCUAAGAAAGGCGUGGCUCUUGACCUCGCCGUCACAGAAGCGCUGUGGCAGGACGCCUUCGACAACAUCGACAUCAACUUCGGACACACGCGGUACGACCACAUCUACAGAAGACACUCAGACUUCAUGCGUGCGCGCAAAAAGCGCCAGGACGAUGGUCUCGCGAUUCCCAUGGACACGCCCGACAACAUCAUAGACGUGACGCUCGACCUCACCUCGGAGCUGCUCAACAGGACAUUCACUGCCGAGGACUUCGUCACAGGUCUUGAGAGUUUCAUCAAUCUGCCCGUUGUCCCCACUUUGCCGCUCGAGAUUGGCUGCAAGAAUUGUUCCACGCGUGGUGAGAUCGUGAUCACACAGGGUGCGAUCAAAAUCGACACGAAGCAGAUCGACUUUGUCCCAGACUUCUUCGAUGGCGGUGAUGAUGGCAAGGAUGUCAACAGCAUCAUCACUGGCGGCGAGUUUGAUCUCGCAGUGAGCGGCUUCGGGGCACAUCUUGAGAUGUUUGCACGACCAGUCAAAUCUGGAUCUUACGAGAUUGCCCUGUUUCCGCUGCCGGUUUUGGGCUUCGUCAUUCCUGGUAUUGGCCAAGCGGGAGCGAGCUUCGAGCCCAGGAUCAGCGUGGAUUUCGACAUUGAUGGUGAGCUUGCCAUCAACUAUGGUAUUGAUGUUGCUAUUCCAGACGGUGCCGGAAUCAAGAUCGCACUCGGAGACCUCGCAAACACGACCAUCACUGGCAUUAAAGGCGCAACGUUGAAGGCACUACCGUUCACUUCCGAUGUCACUGAUGCCGAAAUUGCUAUCAGCGUCGCGUUCACGCCCACAAUUCCGAUCGGAUUCGAGUUCAGCGACAAGCUUAGCACGCUCGUCUCCGUGGCUCUAGAGCUGCCACGUCUCGAUGCGAAGCUGACGCCCAACGCCAAAGCGCAGUGCGCUCUGCUGGAUCAAGGCAACAAGACCAAGCCGGCUGAGAUGUCCAAGCCCAAGGAUGCGAACCUCAGUGGCCUUGUGCUAGUCGAAGCCAACAUCUCCGUCGUCGUGGAUGUGGCUGCAGACCUCACACUUCCCCUUCUUCCCGCGCCAUUCGACUCAGCAGGGACUACUGUGAACAUUUUCUCGACUGAGAUGCCACUCAUGACUUCAUGCGUCCGACCGGUGAAAGGCACGGUGAAGUUUACGCAAAAGUCGCCAGCGGCUACAAUCACGGCCGACAAAGCAAAUUACGCUCCACCCCCGACUUCAUCAUGCACAACACAUGUGGAAGACAAGCCGUGCGACUGCGGUACAGCGACCACGACUGUGUAUGCUGCACCACCUACAGACGCACCUGUCACAAGUGCAAACUACGGUGCUCCUCCACCUGAGCAAAGUUCUCCGCCGCUGGAAUUGACUCCCUACUACCCCGAGGUACCUACUCCUCCUGCUGAUCCAGAGACGCCAGUCGUCGAGACACCGAUAGGAGGUCAGGGCCCGACACCUCACUACCCCGAAUCACCCACCGACCCGGUCUUGACACCAACUGGAGGCGCGUACGGCCCCGGUGAACAGCCGCCGACAUCCACCCCCUGCACCAGCAGCGAGACUAUCCGCAUCACCGUCUCCACGCCCCCAGCGUCGUCCACACCGCCCCCCUUUACGGGUGCUGCGGUUGCGGCGUACGGGGCGCCUGAGAUGGGGUGGGGUGGGGCGUGGCGUGUUGGCGUCGUUGUGGGGGGCUUGGUGAUGGGCGCCGUGGUGGUGUGA